Molecule: messenger RNA, 3592 nt
Organism: Acanthopagrus latus (yellowfin seabream)
Lineage: Eukaryota; Metazoa; Chordata; Actinopteri; Spariformes; Sparidae
Product: probable nuclear hormone receptor HR38
Exons: 7
Coding region: 135-1910 (591 amino acids)
Biological process (GO): cellular response to corticotropin-releasing hormone stimulus; regulation of transcription by RNA polymerase II
Cellular component (GO): nucleus; transcription regulator complex
Molecular function (GO): zinc ion binding; RNA polymerase II cis-regulatory region sequence-specific DNA binding; nuclear receptor activity
Source: RefSeq, a predicted model, not a curated record
ACCCAGUGUGUGUGUGUGAAUGUGUUUGAAUGAGUGUGUGUGCUGACAGCAGCUGGUAGAGGUGACAUUCAUCAGUUUCACUCGUUUGGAAUAAAUGAAAAGCUUCAAAAUCUGGAUAUUUACAUGAACCAGAGAUGCCCUGUGUACAAGCCCAGUAUGCCUCACUGCCCCAUGACGCCUACUUCAGCUCUGAGUUCCUGAAUCCUGACCUAAGUGCCAAGCUGAUGAUGGACAUCAAUGGCCAAAAGGACCAGCUGUCUACAUCUUCAUUGCCCAGCAUCAAUACCUUGGUGGGGACUGGCUACAUGGGGGAGUUCGAUGCAUAUUCCUGCAAGAUUACCACCUCAUCUCCUGCCUCUACUGUUUCAUUCAGCCCCGCCGCGGUGGCCGAAAACUCCUGCCCUCAAAUGCCGAGCCAAGCCUUGAAACUGGAUGAUCUCCAGGUGUACGGCUGUUACCCAGGAUCCUUCGCGCUCAGCUGCUUCGAUGAAACGCUGUCUUCAUGUGGCUCUGACUACUAUGGCAGCCCGGUUUAUGCUGCUGCUUCUCCUCCAACACCGGGCUUUCAGGCCCAACCUGCACCUGUCUGGGAUUCCCCUUUCAGCCCCUACCCCCAGGCCCCCCCGUCCUCUGUGCCUGAUAAGCCAGCGAUGGCCCAGCAGCUCUCUUUUUUCACCUUCAGCCCCACACCAGAGCAGCACUCUCCCCUGGGGCAGCAUCAGGAUGUUCAGCCAGGCCAGGACGACCCUUUCUUCCUGUCCCCUCAGCAGCAUCUCUCUCCUCUUCACUGUCCCCCCAUGUCCUUGGAGCACAGACCGCUGGAGAGCCCCAGGCUAGUGGAGAGCACCUUGAUGUCUCCAAAAACCCACAACCCAGGAUCCACUGAGGGCCGCUGUGCCGUCUGUGGUGACAAUGCAUCCUGUCAGCACUAUGGAGUCCGCACCUGUGAGGGCUGCAAAGGAUUCUUCAAGCGAACUGUACAGAAAAAUGCAAAGUAUGUCUGCCUCGCCAAUAAAGACUGUCCGGUGGACAAGAGGAGGAGAAACCGUUGCCAGUUCUGCCGUUUCCAGAAAUGUCUUGCAGUGGGAAUGGUCAAAGAAGUUGUUCGCACAGACAGCCUGAAAGGUCGCCGGGGUCGUCUGCCCUCCAAACCCAAGACUCUGGCUGAGCCUUCAUCCACAAUCCCCAGUGUCAACAUCAUAGCUUCUCUUGUGAGGGCUCAUUUAGAUUCAAACCCGACCAUUGGCAAGCUUGACUACUCCAAGUACCAGGAGACAGUUGUCAGCCUGAAAGAAAAGGAGGAUGCCGAUGACAUCCAGCAGUUUUAUGACCUGCUGACGGGCUCUUUGGAUGUGAUAAGAAUCUGGGCUGAAACCAUCCCGGGGUUCACAGAUUUCUGCACAGAGGACCAGGAGCUGCUCCUCGAAUCUGCCUUUGUUGAGCUCUUCAUUCUGCGACUCGCAUACAGGUCCAAUGCUGAAAAGAACAAGCUGAUCUUCUGUAACGGCGUGGUCCUCCAUCGACUGCAGUGUGUUCGCAGUUUUGGUGACUGGAUUGACUCCAUCAUGGAUUUCUCCCAGAGCCUGCACCGCAUGAACUUAGACAUCUCCUUGUUCGCCUGCCUCGCAGCACUAGUUAUCAUAACCGAUCGCCAUGGCCUCAAAGAGCCCAAGCGGGUGGAGGACUUUCAGAAUCAUCUGAUCACUUGUUUAAGGGAACACGUGAGCGGGAACGGACCAGAAGCCAGCCGGACCCAGCCCAACUAUCUUUCUCGUCUUCUGGGCAAACUCCCUGAACUGAGGACUCUAUGCACACAAGGCCUACAGCGCAUCUUCUACCUGAAACUGGAGGACCUGGUCCCCCCUCCACCGAUAGUGGAGAAAAUCUUCAUGGAUACUCUUCCCUUCUGAAAAAAAAAAAACACAUGAACACGACUGUGAUAUUUGUAAAAAUGACAGACAGGAAGCACUUAAUGUGAAGUUUGAUCAUUGGACUCUACUGGUGAACCUCCGUCUGUCACACUGAUGUGUGUGCCGACAAAUGUCCGACAUUGUUCAAGAGACCAUUAUUUUUCUAACAUUAAGUUUUAAAUUCAAUACAUGGUACCUGUGUGAGUACCUUAUAUAGAUUUACUUCAGUUCAAUGAAACUGUCAUAGACAGAGCAGAGAUAGUAUUUAGAGUUCAGAUCACCGUUUAUACAUGUUUUUGUGUGCAUUUGUAAAAUGUCUUUAUUGCUGUGCUACAUGUGUGAAUGUGUCCUGCUAUGCAGCUAGUAAGACGUGGAUAUUUGGGUAGUUGCAAUGCAAUGUUACAUACUCAGCUUUUUAAAAACAAAAGAAACACACUAACCUCUUAAAAAGCAUGUUUUCAAAGUUGCUUUUCGAUCCCACUAAGAAGCCGAGCUAGAGAAAGAGCUUUAUGGAGUCCUACUUUUCAAAAGGGAACGUUUUUACUAAUUUCUUUGUAUCACAAACGAUAGUUUUAGUCCUAAUUGUGCUCCUGUGGAAGGUCUUGGACCAAAGUUUACUCUUAUUUUGAUACUACCAGUUACAAACCUUAUUGCCUUAAACUAAACUAAACGUUCUGCCAUAACUCUUGUGCUGCCAUUUUGCUCACCUUGUAAAGGCGGAUGCUGGCAGGGUCACUGCUCCCUCUAACAACAUAUCUCUAGGGCUUUUAAGAACAAAAAUGGACUUGCUGAGUGAAAGUGCCUUCUAUAAAGCCUCAGCUCUCGAACUGUAAUAAGUGACACUAAGUGAAUUUUCAUUCCAAACAUCCCAUGCAGUGAGACCCAUUUAUUGCAGAACUUAACCGAUCUGCUUCAGCGUCACCGUCAGAAUUAAUUUCGUACUCCUGAAUGAUGAAUGUGAUUUCAGGUCAGUGCCAGCUUUUGAUACGAUGUGCCUGAAGGAUGUGUCGGUACAGUCUGACAAAGAGCACAGAAUACUUGACCGUACACUCUUCACACUGCUAGACUGGAAGGACACCAAGCAAUGACAGGUGGUUUAGGAUCUGCAAGAACUAAAUCCUGUUCACAUGUGAGCCAGUGAAAUUCAUGACAACAGUAGAGCCGUUCAGAUUAAAAUGAAGUCACAGCACAUUUCAGAGUCCCUUCAUAUCCACAACUAGUCACAGUCUACCUUUUCUGUGAUUUGUUUUUCACCCCAACAACGCUUGAAAAUCCACAUGCAUAAGCAGAUGUUUCACGUUCGACAUUGUUCCUUGUCUUUGGCCGCAUGUGUUUGGAACCUCAGCUCAGUGUGCGUAAAACCCUCCUACUGUCUUCCACAUUCUUCUGAAUUGUGCAGGUUUUUUUUUUUACAUGUUGGAUUUAUUUUUUAUUUUCAUCUCAAAAAAUGAACUUAAGGAAUAUCUUAAGGAGUCACAGUGAAAUGUGAUGAGAAGAUGAGCAGCUACGAGCACUUAAAACGGUGCUCAAACAGUAUGAAGAAUACUUGUUUCUCCUACUGUAUGUGUGUUGUUUGGGACGUGUGUGUGGACUUUGAAAGUAAUGCCAGGGGCUUUUCGUAAAAAGGAUGCAUGAGUAUUAAAAGAGAAUAUUUGAUAUUAAAUCUUUUUGAAAAUACACCA